Molecule: messenger RNA, 2273 nt
Organism: Pipistrellus kuhlii (Kuhl's pipistrelle)
Lineage: Eukaryota; Metazoa; Chordata; Mammalia; Chiroptera; Vespertilionidae
Gene: ZNF689
Product: zinc finger protein 689
Exons: 3
Coding region: 354-1856 (500 amino acids)
Biological process (GO): regulation of DNA-templated transcription
Source: RefSeq, a predicted model, not a curated record
GAAGCCCAAUCGCAGCGCCAUUACACUUGAGGGCAGAGAGGGUAGGAAGCCGUCAUGGCGCUCUGGUCAAUAAAAUCGAUAGCUGGAAGCUGCCUGUGUUCCAGGCAAAGGCGGUGCGGUGGCAGCGCCGCCAUUUUCGCCGAAGGCAUCUUCCGGUGCCUGUCCCCCAAGUUCGGGCAGGAGUUUCCUGAAUAACGACGAGAGGUUUCCGUUAGCCCGCAGGCGGCUGAUUCCGGUUUCCUCCUGGCGGCCCCGGGACGCUCCGUCCCGGCACCCCGAGGGCUCCCAAGUCCCGGGGUCCGCUAGGGGCCGAGGCCGGGGCGGGAGGUCCUGGCGCCGGCUUCGCUGGCCCAAUGGCACCGCCUUCCGCUCCGCUCUCCGCUCGGGGACCCGGAGAGGCCGGGCCCGGCCGGAGAAGGGGAAGGAAGCCCAGGGCGGUGAAGUUCGCGGACGUGGCCGUGUACUUCUCCCCGGAGGAGUGGCGGAGCCUGCGGCCCGCGCAGAGGGCCCUGUACCGGGACGUGAUGCGGGAGACCUACGGCCACCUGGGCGCGCUCGGGUGCGCAGGUCCCAAACCAGCCCUCAUCUCCUGGUUGGAACGAAAUACCGAAGAUUGGGAACCAGCUGCCCUGGACCCACAGGAGUGCCCCAGGGGAUUAAUGGUCCAAAGAAAAACCAGAACCAGAAAGAAGAAUGGAGAGAAGGAAGUAUUCCCACCCAAGGAGGCACCCCGGAAGGGGAAAAGAGGACGGAAGCCCAGCAAGCCCCGACUGAUUCCCAGACAGACAUCUGGGGGUCCCAUCUGCCCUGACUGUGGUUGUACCUUCCCUGAUCACCCGGCUCUGAAAAGCCACAAGUGUGCCCAGAAUCUAAAAAAGCCUUACCCUUGCCCAGACUGUGGGCGCCGCUUUUCCUAUCCAUCUCUGUUGGUCAGUCACCGGCGGGCACAUUCUGGCGAAUGCCCCUAUGUUUGUGACCAGUGCGGCAAACGUUUCUCCCAGCGGAAGAACCUCUCUCAGCACCAGGUGAUCCACACAGGCGAGAAGCCCUACCACUGCCCGGACUGUGGCCGCUGCUUCCGUAGGAGCCGGUCCCUGGCCAAUCACCGGACCACUCAUACAGGGGAGAAACCCCACCAGUGCCCUAGCUGCUCGCGACGCUUUGCCUACCCCUCCCUGCUCGCCAUCCACCAGCGCACACAUACAGGAGAGAAGCCCUACACCUGCCUGGAGUGCAACCGCCGCUUCCGCCAGCGCACGGCUCUGGUCAUCCACCAGCGCAUCCACACCGGCGAGAAGCCCUACCCGUGUCCAGACUGUGAGCGGCGUUUCUCUUCGUCCUCUCGCCUGGUGAGCCACCGGCGAGUGCACUCUGGGGAGCGUCCCUAUGCCUGUGAGCACUGUGAGGCCCGCUUCUCCCAGCGGAGCACGCUGCUCCAGCACCAGCUCUUGCACACAGGAGAGAAGCCGUACCCCUGCCCAGACUGUGGCCGUGCCUUCCGUCGAAGCGGCUCCCUAGCCAUACAUCGCAGCACGCACACCGAGGAGAAGCUGCACGCCUGUGAUGACUGUGGCCGCCGUUUUGCCUACCCCUCGCUGCUGGCCAGUCACAGGCGCGUCCACUCAGGAGAGCGGCCCUAUGCUUGCGACCUGUGCUCUAAGCGCUUUGCCCAGUGGAGCCACCUGGCCCAGCACCAGCUCCUGCACACCGGGGAGAAGCCUUUCCCCUGCCUUCAGUGUGGCCGCUGCUUUCGCCAGAGGUGGUCUCUGGCCGUGCACAAGUGUAGCCCCCAAGUCCAAAACGGUAGUCCUAGACCUGCUGUAGAGGGAACCAGUCAAAAGGGCAGUGCCCUUUAGAAUGGGAAGGACUGUCUCAAGUUCAUUUCAUUUCAUGGAGAGGCCAGAGAAGGGAAGGAGAAGCCCUGGGUCAUACGGGGCAGAUUCAGAAUGAAAACCCAGGUCUGCCACAGUAUAUUCUACCAGGUCUGAACCUGAGUAUAUUCUACCGCCCUGGCUGCCUUACUCUCUAGGACAGAUGGUCCCAUUAGGAGAGGUAACAUCAUUUGGUUCAAGUUUAACAAGCUCUCCAAUCCUAAAAGAAUUUGUGUGUGUGACCAUCAGGGUAAAAUUUCUCCCCUUACACUUUAGGGGCUGUCUGCUUUCUAAUUUGCAUGUAGGGUCUCCCUUGCAUGCAGCCAGGAGGAUCCUAUUUAGAGGUGGCAGGGUAUUCCCCUGCUCUGCCUCUUCGUCCAGACCAGGUGUAGCCCCCUUUUU